AUGGAAAUACCCAAAUUGCAAGAUGAACUUAGGGUAAAUUUUCCAACUAAAUACACGCAUCAUUGUGCUAUAUAUGUUUUUAUUUCUACGUGUUAUUAUAUGUCAAUAUAUUGAUUUGUGUUAUUGUUAUUGUUAUAUAACGUUAUAAUAUACCUAUAUGCGUAGGCUAUAUCGUGAAAUUAACUCCAAGUAUUUCUUAUUUUUUUUACCAUGGUAACCUUAAGGAAGGAAAUUAAAUUCCCUAGGGCAUGGCAAUCUGUGACUUUAAGAUACUAAUUUAUCAUGCCAAUCUCGUGCCCUAUAAAAAUAGUUAAAAUUUAUUUUAAUCAGUCUUACAAUGUCAUUUAUUCUAGGGUAUAAUCGUGGCUUGGGAAGCAUUUUGUCCCAAUUAUGGCCAGAAAAGAAAACAGCUAAUUUACGACAUCAUUAAGAAAGUUCCACAGUCGUCGGCUCCCAAUCAAGAUCGGUGGAGAGAGGCAGUGGCAAAGUUGGUCCCCGUCAACACUUUAUAUGACAUAAUUUGUCGUCCAUUUUGUUCCUAGGUCCAUGCUAUUGCGAACUACUCGUCGGGGAUUGUGGAACUAAUCACCCUUCUCGUCGCCAAAAAACAAACUACACGAAUUCCCGUUUUGGAUCGUCUACAAAUGGCAGUUUUGGAUCGUCUACAAAUG
Messenger RNA from Paramuricea clavata, 671 nucleotides. NCBI's taxonomy places the organism in Eukaryota, Metazoa, Cnidaria, Anthozoa, Malacalcyonacea, Plexauridae. The record is from the annotation of a GenBank genome assembly.